AUGGCAACGGUAGUGAUGGAGCAGAUCGGCCGGCUGUUCAUCAACGCCCAGCAGCUGCGACAGAUCCCUCAGCUGCUGGAGUCGGCCUUUCCCACGCUGCCGUGCACCGUCAAGGUGUCCGACGUUCCCAAGGUGUUCCAGGAGCGCCACAUCCUCACCGGCUACCGCCAGACGGACCACAGCUGGCGCUACUACUUCCUCACCCUCUUCCAGAGGCACAACGAGACCCUCAACGUGUGGACCCAUCUGCUGGCCGCCCUCAUCAUCCUGGUGAAGUGGCAGGAGAUCUCGGAGACGGUGGAUUUCCUGCGCGACCCCCACGCCCAGCCCCUCUUCAUCGUGCUCCUGGCGGCCUUCACCUACCUCUCCUUCAGCGCUCUGGCUCAUCUCCUGUCCGCCAAGUCCGAGCUCUCCUACUACACCUUCUAUUUCCUCGACUACAUCGGGGUGGCCGUCUACCAGUACGGGAGCGCGCUGGCGCAUUACUACUACGCCAUAGAGAAGGAGCUGCACACGGCGGUGCAGGGCUUCUUCUUGCCGGCCGCCGCCUUCCUGGCCUGGCUCACCUGCUUCGGCUGCUGCUACGGCAAGUACGCCGGCCCCGAGCUGCCCAAAGUGGCCCACAAGCUCUUCCAGGUGGUCCCCUCAGCCCUGGCCUACUGUUUGGACAUCAGCCCCGUGGUCCACCGCAUCUACAGCUGCUACCGGGACGGCUGCUCCGACCCCAUCGUGGCGUACCACGUCUACCACGUGCUCUUUUUCCUCAUCAGCGCCUACUUCUUCUGCUGCCCGCACCCAGAGAGUUUGCUGCCCGGGCGGUGUGACUUCAUCGGGCAGGGCCACCAGAUCUUCCACGUCUUCGUGGUGGUGUGCACGCUGAUGCAGAUCGAGGCGCUGCGAACAGACUUCACCGAGCGCCGCUCCUUCUACGAGCGGCUGCACGGAGACCUGGCGCACGACGCCGUGGCGCUCUUCAUCUUCACCACCUGCUGCUGCGCCCUCACCGCGUUCUACGUGCGCAAGCGCGUGCGCGCCUCCCUCCACGAGAAGGAGGAGUGA
Menidia menidia (Atlantic silverside) is the source of this 1059-nucleotide messenger RNA. The record is from the annotation of a GenBank genome assembly. NCBI's taxonomy places the organism in Eukaryota, Metazoa, Chordata, Actinopteri, Atheriniformes, Atherinopsidae.